CUCCAGGAGUCAGCUCCCCGCCCCGCCUGGUGGAAGCUCCGGGGACCAGCGGGGUCGAGUGGGAGGGUUUACGAUUUAACAGUGCCAUUUCCGGGAGGCGGAGCUCAGGCACCCAUUUUCUUUCUCGCUGCUGAGCCUCAGUGCUUUGGAGACCCCACGUCGACCCCCUUGAGCAGCCUGUCCGGGCCCGGCCGCAGCAUGGGCGGCGCGCGGGACGUGGGCUGGGUUGCGGCAGGCCUGGUCUUGGGCGCCGGCGCCUGCUACUGCGUUUACAGACUGACCCGGGGCCAGCAGCGGGGUAGCGGUGGGCGCCGGCUUCGCCCUUCGCGGUCCGCAGAAGACUUAACCAGUGAUUCAUGUGAUGAUGUUCUAAAUGCUGAACAACUUCAGAAACUCCUUUACCUGCUUGAAUCAACUGAGGAUCCUGUAAUUAUGGAAGGAGCCUUGGUCACUCUGGGCAACAAUGCAGCGUUUUCAGCUAACCAAGCUGUUAUUCGUGAAUUAGGUGGUAUUCCAAUUGUUGGAGACAAAAUCAACCAUCCAAACCACAGUAUUAAAGAGAAAGCUUUAAAUGCACUAAAUAACCUGAGUGUGAAUGUUGAAAAUCAAAUCAAAAUAAAGAUAUACAUCAAACAAAUCUGUGAGGAUGUCUUCUCUGGUCCCCUGAACUCUGCUGUGCAGCUUGCUGGACUGAGAGUGUUAACAAACAUGACUGUUACCAAUGACCACCAACACAUGCUGAAAAGUUACAUUACAGACCUGUUCCAGGUGUUACUUACUGGAAAUGGAAACACGAAGGUUCAAGUGUUGAAGCUGCUUUUAAAUUUGUCUGAGAACCCAGCCAUGACAGAAGGACUACUCAGUGCCCAGGUGGAUUCAUCAUUCCUUUCCCUUUAUGACGGCCAUGUAGCUCAGGAGAUUCUUCUUCGAGUACUCACACUAUUUCAAAAUAUAAAUAACUGCCUCAGAAUGGAAGGUCAGUUAGCUACUCAGCCUCCUUUCUCUAAAGGUUCAUUGUUUUUCCUGUUAUAUGGAGAAGAAUGUGCCCAGAAGAUGAGAGCUCUAGUUUAUCAUCAUGAUGUAGAUGUGAAAGAAAAGGCUCUAACAAUAAUACCAAAAUUCUGAUUGGUUGAUCAUAUUUUUCCAAAGAGUAAUGCAGUCUGGAAGUUAAUACUCCGAAAAUUAUUUUCCAUUUUCCUUAUAGAGGGAUUCUUUCAGCUAUUGAAUUCGAGCAGCAAAUAUCACUUUUCAUCUUUAACAUAG
Messenger RNA from Urocitellus parryii (Arctic ground squirrel), 1263 nucleotides. It is a transcript of the gene Armc10, whose product is annotated as armadillo repeat containing 10. Gene Ontology annotation, cellular component: mitochondrion. Gene Ontology annotation, biological process: negative regulation of intrinsic apoptotic signaling pathway by p53 class mediator. The record is from RefSeq and is a predicted model, not a curated record. NCBI's taxonomy places the organism in Eukaryota, Metazoa, Chordata, Mammalia, Rodentia, Sciuridae.